GCGACGAUUUUAUGAAAAGUGUCCCCUACGGAGCAGUGAGCGGCGGCCAACCCUUGGGAAAUUAAUCAUAUCCUACAGCAAACGUCGUCGUCGCUGGACAGUGUCAGUGCCGAAAAGGUCAACGACGAGCAGAAUGGAUAACUCCGGGAAUAAGAAGAACACCGUGUCGGAGUUUAGCUACAUGCUGCAGAGACAAGGGAGCGAUGACUCGACUGAAGCGGCCGCCUUCGACGAUAUCAACUCACUGAUGAAGAACAACGAGCACCCCCAGGAGGAAACCCUGUCGUCGCUGCCUCAAGCAUCCUUCAACUAUAUCAACUCGAUCGUCGGAAGCGGUGUGAUAGGCAUUCCGUACGCACUGCACCGAGCAGGAUUCGGACUGGGGCUUUUCGUGCUGGUGAUUGUCGCGGCCAUUACGGACUACUCGCUCAUACUGAUGGUGCGGUGUGGCCAUCUAAGUGGAAGGUUCAGUUAUCCCGGCGUCAUGGAAGCUGCCUACGGCAAGGCGGGCUACUAUCUGCUAUCGUUGUUGCAGUUUAUGUAUCCAUUUCUCGCCAUGAUCUCCUACAACGUGGUCGUCGGCGACACGCUAUCCAAGGUGCUGGUGCGGUUGGUGCCCUCCUGGGGCAGCUCGAUGGGCCCGGUGCGCUUCGGCGUGGUGCUGGUCGUGACGGUGUUCGUCGUGAUUCCGCUCUGUCUCUACAAGAACGUUUCCCGGCUGGCGAAGGCGAGCUUCCUCAGCCUGGCGUGUGUCGUGAUUAUCCUGUUCGCUGUCGUGUACCGGCUGAUGGCCGGCGAUUACGCGGUGGUACCAGACACUCCGGAAUCGUGGCGAUUCGCCCACACCGAUCUAAUCCCAGCGGUGGGCAUUAUGGCAUUCGCUUUUAUGUGUCAUCACAACACGUUUCUGGUGUACCAAUCGAUGCGGAAUGCCACCCUGGAACGGUGGGAAAAGGUGACGCACAUUUCCGUGGGCUUCGCCUGGCUGGUGGCCGUCUGCUUCGGCAUCGCCGGGUAUUGCACGUUCCGGGCGCUAUCGCAAGGUGACCUGUUGGAAAACUAUUGCUGGGACGACGACUUGAUGAACUUCGCACGGGUGCUGUUCUCCAUCUCAAUUCUGCUGACCUUCCCCAUCGAGUGUUUCGUUUCACGCGAAAUCGUCCGAACGCAAAUCAAGCGGUUCUACUCCCAAGAGGUUGUGGAAUACGACACCGACAAGGAUCCAACGCAUGCCACCGGUGCCGAAGAGGAUGACAAAUCGGUUGCCACCACGCUGGUAAUCGUGCUGGCGGCGUUCAUCAUCUCGCCCUACACAGAGUGUUUGGGUCCGGUGCUAGAGUUGAAUGGACUGCUGGCGGCGAUACCUCUGGCCUACGUACUUCCAGGAUUGGCGUACAUCCAGCUCAGUCCGCAUUCGCUGUGGAGUCGAGAAAAGUUGCCUGCAGCGGGGCUAGUUUUGUUCGGAACUUUCGUGACCAUAUCCGGAGCGGCGUUGCUUAUACCAAACCUCAUCGGAGACUGCCGGACGGGCAUCAUAAUGGGCUAUUGCCGGGACGAUGAACUGGCAGUUAACGGGACCAUGGCCGGGACUACGACACCCGCUUGUACUACCGAUAAGGUUUAAGAGUUAGGAUGUUGACUAUAGCUCUAUAGAUGUUCGGGUGCAAAAAGUGUGACAGGAAUUUUGAUGAAAGCCACCAAAGGUGCGACAUUUUCGUGCAACUAUGUUGGCACCAAUUUUUCUAUUUACAAAUCAAGAUGUUCUUGUGACAUCUUGUACGGUACAGCUAUUGAGAUAAACCUAAAUGCAUCAGUCAUCAGCAUUGGGCUU
This is a messenger RNA of Armigeres subalbatus, 1831 nucleotides long. Its product is annotated as putative sodium-coupled neutral amino acid transporter 11. Gene Ontology annotation, molecular function: L-amino acid transmembrane transporter activity. The record is from RefSeq and is a predicted model, not a curated record. The coding region runs from base 134 to 1624 and encodes 496 amino acids. The transcript is spliced from 8 exons. Gene Ontology annotation, biological process: amino acid transmembrane transport. NCBI's taxonomy places the organism in Eukaryota, Metazoa, Arthropoda, Insecta, Diptera, Culicidae.